Molecule: messenger RNA, 2021 nt
Organism: Astyanax mexicanus (Mexican tetra)
Lineage: Eukaryota; Metazoa; Chordata; Actinopteri; Characiformes; Acestrorhamphidae
Gene: nmur1b
Product: neuromedin U receptor 1b
Exons: 3
Coding region: 160-1380 (406 amino acids)
Biological process (GO): G protein-coupled receptor signaling pathway
Cellular component (GO): plasma membrane
Molecular function (GO): neuromedin U receptor activity
Source: RefSeq, a predicted model, not a curated record
GAAGAGCAGAGUGAGGAGAAGUAGAGGAGAAGGAGGAGGAGAGGAGAGGUAGAGCAGUGAGAGAGGUUCUGCUGGAUGAUGGUUCUGGAGACUGAUCACCCCGGACGGACCAGCUGGACCCUCUCUCAGAUACCGGUGUCACCAAACUAUCCAUGAACCAUGCUUCCACAAAACUGCACGUUAAUUGACAACACAUACGUCAUCCCUCACCCAUCAUGGUGCCCAGAGUCAGGAGAGUGCAUCGUGUGGAACGUGACCUUGGAGGAUCUCCCAGACCUUUGCUCGAGCCGCACCGCCUACCUGGAGAAGGAACUGGGUCACCAGCGCUCUCCGUUCUUCUUGCCCAUGUGCAUCGUCUACCUGUUGAUCUUCCUGGUCGGGGUGGUGGGUAACGCACUCACCUGCAUUGUUAUUGCACGCCACCGGGUCAUGCGGACCCCCACCAACUACUACCUGUUCAGUCUGGCCAUGUCUGACCUGCUGGUGCUGGUUCUGGGACUUCCACUCGAAAUCUACGAGCUUUGGUCCAACUACCCGUUCCUGCUGGGGACCGGCGGCUGCUACUUCAAGACCUGCCUCUUUGAGAUGGUGUGUCUGGCCUCGGUGCUGAACGUCACUUGCCUGAGCGCCGAGCGUUACGUGGCUGUGGUUCACCCGUUGCGUGCCAAACACGUGGUUACCAAGACCCACGCCAAGCGGGUGAUCUUGGCCCUGUGGACGGCGUCUUUCAUCUGCGCCCUGCCGAACACCAGCCUGAAUGGAGUCGCCGUGCUCCCACCGCGUUUUGGACAAACCUUCCCAGAUUCAGCCAUGUGCGGCCUGGUGAGACCUAUCUGGAUCUACAACCUGCUGGUGCAGGUGACGGCACUGCUCUUCUUCCUGCUGCCCAUGCUGACCAUCAGUGUCCUGUAUUUGCUGAUCGGGCUGCAGCUGAGGCGAGAGAAGCUGAUCGAUAAUACCAAAGACUGGCCUGGACAGAGCAGGAUUUAUAUAGCGCACAGCAUCCAGCAGAGAGCUAAACACAGACAGGUCACCAAAAUGCUAGUGGUUCUGGUGAUCGUUUUCGGGAUUUGUUGGGCACCUUUCCAUAUCGACCGCGUCAUGUGGAGCUACAUCUACCCAUGGACGAAAGAGUGGCACAGGAUCUUCGAAUUCGUCCACCUGGCCUCCGGCAUUUUCUUCUACCUGAGCUCGGUGGUGAACCCCAUCCUCUACAACCUCAUGUCCUCACGCUUCAGGGAAAUGUUCCGCGAGGUCGCCUGCCAAAAGACUUACCAUCGCUCCAGUGUCACUCAGGUGACCCAGCGGAGCACUGUGUACGAGAAAACACCCCAUAAUACCAGACUCUCUCAAGACGUAUCUGCAUGCAUGCAAGGAUAGAGCCAGACCACUAAAUAUGUAUACACUGAUCAGCCAUAACAUUACAACCCAGAAUAAUAUUAAAUAGUAUUAAUGAUCUGUGAUAUAUAUAUAUACACUGCAGCAGUAUGUAAAUGGAUCAUAAGGAUGACAUGAAUUAUAAGAGAUUAUAAGCAAUUAUACCACAGUUAGCUCCCACCCUGCAAUGUGAUUGGCUGAGAGGAUUCUAUGAGUGUCGUUAUCAGCCGGUAAUGUACUGUAACCGAAGCCCUCCAUGUAUUACUCCACAUACUUAGCAGUAACUUAGCAAUGAUGCAGCAGCGCUUACAAGCCAAACAGCACAGCUACAAACAGAGCAGCAAUUAACUGUUUUAACUGGCGGAGUGUUUACAACCAAACAGAUCCUGUUUUAUAUAUUAUAUAAUAAUACAUCGAGGUUUGUGCUAUAAAGUGUAAUAUUGGCACAGCAAAUAUUUAACUCUCAGAUCAGGAUAUACUAAUGUUUCAGCCAGCUAUGCAUGCCGUUCAGCUACAACAAACACCAUUACUCCUCCAUAAUUUAUUAUCAUGCUUCUAAUGAUUUAAUAAACUAACCUGUUGCAAUGCUACCAAUAUUAUCAGUUGAUAUAUACAGUAAUAAAUACUUUACUUUUCUCAUGAUU